AUGGAAGUGAAUUGGAGACAAAUCCUCUCUGUGAGUCCUGAAAAAAUUGAGGAUGAGGAUAAAAAGGAUGAGAUAUUUGAAGAAAUUAUCCAUGUGAGUGAUUAUGACAAGUUCGAUGGCAAGACCUAUAGGAAACUCUUUAAAUUGUGCCAGCAUUUGCUGCGAUACAAAGGUGAGCAGGUUGCCUCCCUUUUGGCCGAAUUGGACGCCCUGGCGACCAAAGAGGCUGAAAUGGAAAUUCUCGGGACACCGGAAUACAAAUCCCUUGAAAGCGAAAACACAAAACUUCGAAAGCAAGUUGAAAGAUUGGAAUUUUCAAAUGUACAAUCAAAGGGAAAGAUUAAAGAGUUAUCUGAAGAAAUUCUCAAUCUGCAAAAAAAGUAUCAAGAUAGCCAAUUUGGGAGUGAAAGAGAAGAUUCACCAGAUGCUCUUUCAGACUUGGAUCGCCAGCAGGAACUUUUGAAUAAUAUCAGUGCAAAAAACAAACAUAUCAAGCGUCUCCUGAGGGAUAUUGAAACUUUGGAAAAGGAAUCUGGGGGCCUUACCAAGCAAAUCCAGGAACUCAGAGGAGCUCUCGAUGAAGCAACUUCGAGUCUAGCUUCAGUGACAGAUAAAUAUGCUGAAGCAAAAUAUAAAAUCCGUGAACAAAAUGAUUUUAUUGAGGCUCUGGGGGUAAAAGUAAAGGAUCUGGAAGGAGUCAUUGAAGGAAUGCAGAGAGAAAUGGAGGAGCGUGAUAUGGAGAUUGAUUCAUUUGGAAGGAAACUCGAAGAACGUGCUUAUGCCUGGAAAAAUCUAAUAGAAGAAAAGGAUGCAGAACUUGAGAAGCUCAAAGAAAAGUAUGAAGAACUCCUAGAGCAGCAUCCUGGCUACAAUAUUGAUGCUGAGCGCAAGGAAAUGCGCCGUUUAGCUGAAGAAUUGAAGCUUAAAGAAGAAAAAGUCACCCUUCUGGAAAAGCAAUUGGAAGAAUCCAGGCAGAGUCAAUCCCGUGAAAUACCAGAAAAAUCCGGAAAAGGGGAAUCUAAUUGCUGCGAAGAUAAACAGACCCUUCUGGAUCAGGCUAAAGAAAAAAUCACAGAAUUGGAAUUUUCAAUGAUAUCACUUGAAGAGGACAAUGUGCUUAAAGCUAAACAAGCUCUUGAAGCAAUUGAUGCUCUGAGGCAGUAUGAAUCCGGGACUGAUGGUCUUCCGCAAGCCCUAACAAAAAUUUCCAAUCUUGAGAGGAAAGUAAAAUCAAGAGAUAAACAAAUUUGUGCUCUAGUUGCUGAACUCAAUACACUCCAGAAUCUUGCAUCUGAAAAUGUGGUGCUUAGGAAGAAGCUGGGUAUUGCAGAAGAUGAAUUUAUUUCUACAACAUCCUUCCACGCAAAGAAGAGGAAGCUUGUGAAGCUUACAGAGCGUCUGCAGUUGAAGUUGAGGGCGUCUGAAGAAAUGCGUUUGCAAUUGAAACUCGAGAAGAAUGAUCUGAAACGCCGUCUGGGAUCACAUCCUCGCCCAGAAUCCGAAGAUCUUCCUGUAGAUUCAAAAAUCUGUGAAAAGUGCCUGAAAACAUUCAUUCCAGAUGACAAUAUUUGCUUAUCCUGCAGUAAGACAGAUAUCAGAGUAAAAGAUGAGAAUGAUUUGGAGAAGAAGAUAACGAAAUUAGAAGAAAACUACAAAGUUGUUGUGGAUGAAAAUGAAAAUUUGCGAAUUGGAAUGCAUGAAAUUCUUCAUCAAUUGAGAGACUAUGAUGCUACCUCUGAGCACAUUACGAUUGAUUCAUCAACUUUAGAAAAACUACUGCAUGCUCUGGAUGCCAGAAGUGUCAGUGGAUGGUAUCAUCCAGCCAUGAGAAUGCAAAAUGAACUCAUGGUGGUUAAAGAAAGAGAAUUAGCUUUAAAAGAGCGCGUGAGGGUAUCUGAAAGACAAACUAGUACUCAAACCAUUCAGGAAGAUUCUAAAAAUCCCGUUGGUAUUGACAAAGUUACUCAAACAGAUUUCACUGAAGAAGUCUCAAUGAACUUUGAUACAAUCCUGUGUCAUCUUUGCGAGAAAAAUAAAGAACUGGAGGAAUUCAGAGAGAAAUGUACAUCUUUAGCUACGGAACUUCAGCAGAAAAUAAUCGAAAGUGACUCUAUGAAGCAUUAUAGUGUUGAAUUGAAUCAACUCAGGGAGGUACUUAGCCUCUCUGAAGAUCAAAGAGAUCAGAAUCUUUUGAAGAAAAGCGAAGAAUUUUCAAAUUUAGAACGAGAAAUCCAGACAAAUCGUCGAAAACUGGAAUUCUUGAUGGUGGACUUUGAAAAUGUGUCCGAGGAACUCAAACAGGAACGCAAAGAUCGGUUAUUCUUAGUCGGGGAGCUUGAGAAGGAACUAACAAACCGUAGGACAAAAAUAAGAUAUCUAGAACAAGAAAUUAAUGAGAUUAGAGAAAAAAAUUCUCAGCAAAUUUCAGAGACUGAGUACAAAAAACUCGAGGAACAACUUCAAAGAAACACUAACAAAUUAGCCAGGAUAUGUAAGGAAUCUUUUGAAAAUCUUCCAGCCACAGAGAAGGAAAGAAUACUACAGGACGACUUAGAGACUUUUAGAGAUUUUGCCAUUGUAGAUAGCAAUCUCACCGUAGAUCUUGUGACUCGAACGGAAUUCUUGGAUAUGAAAUAUGAUGCCAGGAAGGCCAAAGAGGAAGUAGCUAGACUUAAAAUUGAGCAAACACAUCUUCAAGAAGUGCUUCAAAUAGCUCAGCGGCAGAUUUCUUCACAACAAGAACUUCUGACAAAUUAUUCAGAUGAAGAAAUCUCACUGCGUCACCUCGUGGUAGAUCUUCAAUGUGUAGGAAGUGAUAAGCAGCUUAUAGCUCGGUGUGCUCGAGAAAUUGAAAAUCUCAAGGAAAAUGAACUAAAACUGAAGAAACAGAUUGAGAAUCUUACCACAAAAUUAAAAGAUUUGGAAGGAAAAUUCCAAGAAUCUGAGGAUAAAUUGAAAACUUCCGAAGAAGAAGCUUCCAAGAACCGAAAAAAUGAUCUUCUGAAAAUCCAAUAUCUCUCCCAAAGUCUUCAAUAUUUGAAAACUUCCUACUGCAAAUUUACCCCACUCUUCCUAAUUGAGGAAUUUGUGUCUACCUUGGGGAAAGUUCUAAAUCUCAAACAGAGUCUUCAAGAGGAACAGUCCAUCCGAGAGAGCCAAUUUCUUGAACAAAAUCUCGAAAAAUGUCUUGAGAAAAUUAGAGAAUCCAUCAGCCAUGAUACCAUUGAAGAUAAAAUUGCUCUGGUGAAGCAACAAACAUAUUCAGAGGCCAUUGAGCAACGGCUUGAAGAGUCCAGGAGAAAACAAGAAGAAAUCCAAAAAGAAUUAAUGGAUCUCAAAAUUUCAACUGCCACAUCAAUUCAACACUGGAACACCCUUGAGUUACUCUUGAAGACAAAUGGGCCAAAGAAAGAACAAAAGAUAAAUUGUGUGGAAAAACAAAUCCAGAACUCUCCAGAAAUGGCAAAUAAAGCCACAAAUACAGAAGGUGAAUAUCAGAGUACACCACUAGAUAUUCCUCAGAAGGUUGCUUUAGAGAAGUAUCCAGCGCCUCAACAAACCGAUAAUAAGAUGUCAGAAACCGAGAUGAAAGCUUCAAAUAAAUGCUUGGAAUCUCAGCUAAAGCAAGCAAUGAUCUUGGCUUCCACAAGGAGUACUCUCCUUCUUGAGACUGAGAGUCGCCUGGCGGAGGCUCAAGGCCGAAUUAAAGCAUUUGAAAAGAAUUUGGAGGAGAAAGACAAACUCUUGAAGGAAGAGAGAGAAAAGAACUUAAAUAAUGGAGAUAAAUCUGGUCAUAAGGAUGAUAAUAUCCUUAGUAUAACCAUUGCUUCUCUGCAGAAUCUACUUCUGGAAAAGGAUACCACUCUAUCUAGGUAUCAGGAACUCUUGAAAACCGAAAGAAAUGAACAUUCAAAGUCCAGCAAUGAGUAUCAGAAGGAGAUAGAGUCCCUAAGGGCUGAACUCGAUCAACUGUCCAGAAAAUUGAGGGAGAAGGAAACAGCAAUUGAGGAUAUGGAACAGAAGCUUAAAGAAACGCAUGCAAAAAUCAAAAUCGACUCUCCAGGAGUUUCUCCUGAGUCUGAGAAACUCUUCCUGGAUGAUCGGUAUUUGGAUGAAAUGUUUUUGGACGAGAAGAAAGUUUUAGCCGUCGAUGAAGCCCAAAAAAGUCACAUUGAGAGUCUCGAGAGGAAAAUUAUGGAGAAUGAGGAAGAGAUUAGGCGGAUGCAGCUGCAACUUCGAGAAGUUAGCAAUCGGGAGGCAAUGUGGGAAAAGAGUUUGACUGAGAAAGAUCGGGAGAUUUCAGCUCUCAACGAGAGAUUUAACACAGAUCUCAGGGACUUAUCUGACAAUAUAACUAAUCGACGGGAAAUUGAGCAGCUCAGAGAGAUGCUAGAGGAAAAGGAUCGUCAUAUUAAUGAUCUCACAGAUACCCUGACUCACUUCCAUGAUGAUCAGCAGAAAUUUAUGAGUGAUGCCACUCUCCACUCUGCUGACCAACUAGCUCAAUUGAGUGCUGAAUUGAGUCGUGCUGAGGCCACAAAUAAAGUCCUGAAUACUCAAAUUGAAGCCCUAAAGCGUCAGAUCACAAAUCUGAGCCAGAGGGAGAAACAGGCUAGGGAAAUGGUUAAAACUCUGAAAAAUCAACUCAUCCGACGACCAGUGAUCUCUAUCAAAAAUGAGAGAAUUACCAGUAGGGAAGAGAAUCUGCAGAGAAGGCUUGAGCAGGUGCAAAGUGAAUUAAUGGAUACAAAGGAAGAACUCAGAAAGCAAACAAAUCUGGCUGAAAGUAGAAAGGCCAAAAAUGCAUCAGAUCUAAAUCUGUGGGAGAAGCAGAAACGCUGGCAGGGAGUAGCUGAAAAGUUGAAGGUGAAGUUGGCUGAGAAGGAGUCGGAGCUUGAGAAGCUGAAGGUCAGCUUCAACACAGCCAAAGCUACAAUAUCGCGUCUUGAGCGAGAACGUCAUGUUCUAGAAACUCGACUUAGGGGUGGAAGUCGGUUCUGCCACUCUCCAUCAUGUCCACAUUCCCAUGCUGGAAAAUACACUCCAGCAGAGAGUCCCGAAUCCGAUGACGAAUACGAAGAUGGACAAAUAAAAGGAGUUACUGGAUUGUCAACAGUUCCCCGGGGAGUAGAUGGCUUGGAAAAUGGGCAGGAGAUCAUAGAAGCUCUAAAGGCGAGAAUUGAGUCUCAACAGAGGAAAAUUGUCGCAAUGGAAUUGGAGGGAAAAGGAUCCAGUGCAGUGGUGAAUGAAGUUGAAAAGCUCCAAGAGAGAGUGUCUUCGCUGGAAGCUCAAAAUCUCCGUCUUGAAGCAAGAAAUCUCCAACUCCAACUGGACAAUGACAUGCUGAAGCAGGGUGAUGAUGGGGAACGCCAGAAGAGAAGAAUUAAGCACAUGGAAGACUACAUUCUUGUACUUAAAAAUGAACUUAGCCAGGCAAAUGCCAAAGGAAAAGUUUCAAUUGCAAAUCAACCCCUUUCGGAUUCCCAUCAGACAAUUCUGGCUCUUAAGCGCCUUGUGGAGAGGCUCAAGGUUGAGAAUAAAACUCUCAAGGAGGGAAAGGUUCCGGCAAAAGAAUCAAUUUCGAAGGAAUCUUUUGAGAAACUCAAGGCAGAGUACGAAAAAAUGCAGAAUCUUCAUGCAGAAGCACUGGCUAGGGUAUCUUCACUGGAGAUUGAGUUAGAUCUCCAUGCAAGGGCAAAGGUGGAUGGAACUGGAAGGGAUUCUACGGAAGAUGUUCUAGAAGAUACAGCAGCAAUUCGUGAAAAAUUGCGGCAGAGAACAGAAUUGCUGGAGAAGGCUAAACUCCUGCUGACCAGAGCAGCAGCUAAAGAGAAAAAUCUGAGGGAGCAAAUCGUCUUUUGGAAGAGAAAGUGUUCAGAACUUCAGAAUGUGCCGUUCAUCGAGGAAACUAGCGAGUAAGAUUCUUAGCUUAAUUUAAUAUGCAUUUCGAGUGUGUUCUUAGAAUUUUUGUGGGAAGGAUAUAUUUUUUUAAUACUUACAUUUUUGCUACAUUUAAAUAUUUUGGAUGGAUGUGGAAUUUUCUCUUUUAAAUAACUCAUAUUUAAAUUUGUACAGGACGGGCUCAUUUCAGGAGAAAUUAUCGUAUUUAACAAAUCUUUGCGUUUCAUACGAUUUCUGAGAAAUGUCACUCUGUUUGUCCGUCUGUCCAUCCGGCUGUCGCCAGCUCUAUAGGCCAAACGGUUAGAGAUAGCGACUUGGGACCCCCCAUAAGUCGACCCAAUGAUCGUUAAUAUGCCCCUCAUUCCCCCCCCAUCCCCUCCAAAACCAUGUUUUUUGGGAUUGCUCGAAAACGCGUCGUGCGAUUUUUUUUCAUUUUUGGAUAUGGUUUAGAACGCUUAGAGAUUACCCAGGCGGACAUUCGACCAUGUAUGAAAAUGCCAUUGAAUCAUUCCUAAUACCGGUUUUUCAAGGUCAAAGAUUAAAAAGGAUCAAGAGAGCGCAUUUAUCAGGCGAAUGAGGUCAUGUUUGGGUUCGUUGGAAAAGUCAUGGAAUUCCCGAUAAAACUCAACCGGUUCCAGUCGGUUUUCAAUAGAUUUAUAACCGAUAACUAUUUUUUAUCCGAAAUUCAAUCAUAUGACUCCUAAGAUAUUUUGAGAAAUGUUUUGAGUGAUUUAUAAAUCGGUUUAUGGACCGAUUAAGUAAUAUGAAUCGAUAUUAAGUAAUUUUUGUCCGAAAAUCACUUUUAUUACUCUGUAAACUAUUUUGUGGAAUCUUUUGGUCGAUCUAAAAAUCGGUUUAAUUUAAUUUAAUUUAAUUAAAUCGGUUUAAUUUAAGUUCAGAAUCGGGAAACAGUAAAUGAUACGAAAGUACUUUUGAGGUAUAGCAUUUAAGUCACGAGUUCGAGCACUUCACAAAGCCUGGCACGCUUUGCCACCUUUUUAUUUUCGAAAACUCCCUCACAAGAGGUGGCAAAGCGUUCCAUUUGCGAAAUGCUCGAACACAAGAAAGAGUGUCCGGCAUAAAUAGUUUCACCGUUUUUUAUGUUCAAUACCGGUUCAAAAUGGUAAAUAAAUUAUCAAAAAACCAUCUCAAAAUUGAAAAUUCAUCAAGUAGCUAUAUUUAAUCUUGAAGCAAACUUACUUUAUACAUAUUUUUGUGAAAUAAAUUAUAGAGAAUCGUAUCGAUGCCAAAGCGAUUUAAUCCCGAUUAAGACCGAUGCAACUACGUUUGGAAUUCCAAGACCUUUCAAAAAAAACCCAAAUUUGGUCAAUCCUGCUGAAAACAAAGAUCUAAUAGACGAAAAAGAUCACUUUGGACUAGCCACCAAGCGUUUCCGAGAUUUUCGAAAAUGUAUAGAAUCAUUUUGACAUAUAUUUCAUCAUAUAUUUGAUGGAUUUGAGGGGGGAAUAGGAAACGAUUGAAAGGGGAGAAAUAAAGUUUUUAUUCUCGAGAUAAUGUCAUUUUUGAAGGGAUCUUCGAAAACCUCAAAUUGAUAUCUCGUACCGUUUGCUCUAUAGGUCGAUGAGACGACUAAAAACCCUAAAAACCUAUGAAGAACAAUAUUUUCAAAAAUAAAUUUAUUUACCGAUACUUAACCGAUUAAGACCGACGCAGUCGCAUUUGGUAAACUUAAGACUUUUCGAAUAAAUCAAAAUUUAUCUAAAUCAGUUGAAAAAUAUAAGGGCUUCAGAGUUCAGAGUGGUCGUUCGGGUCGAUCACGAGAAAGUGGGAAUAAAAUUCUCUAAUCAACUUUGAGAAAAGCCAAAAAAAAAUAUUUUUUUGGUGAACACCGUGAACACAGUUAAACAAAAAAAAA
Messenger RNA from Phlebotomus papatasi, 7777 nucleotides. It is a transcript of the gene Cep290, whose product is annotated as centrosomal protein cep290. The transcript has a single exon. NCBI's taxonomy places the organism in Eukaryota, Metazoa, Arthropoda, Insecta, Diptera, Psychodidae. The coding region runs from base 1 to 5919 and encodes 1972 amino acids. The record is from RefSeq and is a predicted model, not a curated record.